AUGCCAGCAGGUUCUGAAGAGACAACAUCUUUCGAGUGCGGUAGCGAACUGCUGAAACGCCAAUUCCUGUUCGAUCCUGGCUACAGAAACUUGAAUCAUGGUAGCUUCGGCACUUUCCCUCGCGUGGUGAGAGACGCUUUGAGGCAGUCUCAAGACGAAUGCGAGGCAAGACCUGACAGUUAUAUUCGAUAUACCUAUCCGAAAGCGUUAGACGUAUCGAGAGAGGCUGUCGCGAAGCUGGUCAAUGCCNCUGUGGACACCUGCGUUUUCGUGCCUAACGCAACGACUGGCGUCAAUACGGUCCUUCGCAAUCUGGUGUAUGCGGAAGGAGAUGUGAUUCUGUACUUUGCCACGAUCUACGGAGCAUGUGAAAAGACAGUCGCUUAUAUCACAGAGACCACUCCCGCUGAGUCAGUCAAGAUCGAUCAUCAUGUCCACCCUGUAUCAGAUGAUGCACUCUGCGACGCUUUUGAGAAAGCUGUUGCUCGGGUCAAAUCCUCCGGCAAGCAGCCUAAAAUAGCCAUGUUCGACACGAUCUCGUCGCUUCCAGGCGUGCGAGUUCCUUUCGAGCGCUUGGUCUCCGCAUGCCGCUCCCACGGCAUCCUCUCCCUUGUGGAUGCGGCCCACAGCAUUGGACAGAUUCCCAUUGAUCUUGUACGACUUGAUCCAGACUUUUUCAUCUCAAACUGUCAUAAAUGGCUGUUCACACCAAGAGGUUGUGCACUGCUCUUCGUAGCAAAGCGAAACCAGGGUCUUAUACGAUCAUCACUGCCUGUUAGCCACGGCUUCGUCCCCUUGCCCAACAGUGAGGCGAAGAUCAACAACCCCCUGCCGCCCAGCGCGAAGAGCGCCUUCGUGGUCAACUUCGAGUUCGUCGGGACUGUGGACAAUGCACCAUACAUGUGUGUGCCUGCUGCUCUGAAGUUCAGAGAGUCCAUAACAUGGCUCGGUAAGAGCGGUGAAGAUGCGAUAAUCGGUUUCAUGCAGCAGCAAGCGCGCGAGGCAGGAAAGCUGGUGGCUGAGAUCCUGUCCACGGAAGUUAUGGAGAACGAGGAAGGCACUCUGGGCAGAUGCAGCUUUUCGAACGUCAGGCUACCCNUUGACCCCACCACCCUAGCAGGUGGUGACACGGGGAAAGCAGUGAGAAUCGCCCAGUGGAUCUCGGCCACGCUGGUUGACGAAUACAACACCUUCAUCGCCAUCAUUUUCUACGGCGGUGCUUGGUGGUCCCGGCUCAGUGCGCAGAUCUACCUCAAUAUGGAUGACUGGCGAUGGGCUGGCGACGUUCUCAAACAGGUUUGCGAGAGGGUCAGCAAGAGGGAGGCCUUGAGAGAAUAG
Molecule: messenger RNA, 1338 nt
Organism: Aureobasidium musti
Lineage: Eukaryota; Fungi; Ascomycota; Dothideomycetes; Dothideales; Saccotheciaceae
Source: the annotation of a GenBank genome assembly